CAAAAAAUCAUUUCAGCCAUAUUUUAAAAAAAAACUGCCAAACUCUCUCAACCCCUCUCACUGACCACGUUAGCUCCAGCCGCCGGACCACCGUGAUGGCCGCCGGUCGCCGGCGACGGCGUCGCCAUUCACGGUUGCCGGGAAGUCCAAAAGACGCCGUUUCAGUCCCCUUUUUAAAUGAAACCCAGAUCUGGGGUUCAAAUCUCCGAAAAACUGACCGACACUCGACCGAAGGAAAGGAAACCGAAAGGUUUCACCUUUCAUCGAUGAGGCCCCCUGUCUCGGUGGAAAGGGCUGACGACGGCGGCUCCGACGACGUACCAAUUAUCGGGGGUCAACGGAGGGGAAUUGCUAUCUUGGUGCAAAUGGAGGCUGCCUCGGGUGACGAACGUGCUGCUGAGGCACAUGGGCAGCAAGGGGAAUGGCACCUUAGGGUUAGGGUUUCAGUUCCUACUGAAACCAGUUAAGGUUUUGGGCCGUCGGGCUUUGGGCUUGUAGCUUGGGUUUUAGGUAUUUAUUUUGGGUUGUAAGUCCGGGCAAAUUUGGGCUCCUACAAUAAGAAAUAAGAAAUUCACCAUUGACAGUAA
Messenger RNA from Gossypium raimondii (Peruvian cotton), 587 nucleotides. RefSeq lists its product as uncharacterized. NCBI's taxonomy places the organism in Eukaryota, Viridiplantae, Streptophyta, Magnoliopsida, Malvales, Malvaceae. The transcript has 2 exons. The coding region runs from base 96 to 467 and encodes 123 amino acids. The record is from RefSeq and is a predicted model, not a curated record.